UAAAUUAUCUUUUCAGCCAAGAAAAAAAACACAUUAUGUAGUGAACUUGAAUUUCUCUAAAGCGUUUACACAGGAUGCUUAUUUAUGUUCUGUUUUUUUAGUUAAUAUAGAAGAGAAAAAAGAAUGCAACAUUAAGCAUCAUAGACAUUCACCUUUUUUUUUUUCUUUCUUUCUUAUAAGAACAGAAAAAUGAAAAGGUUUAAUGAAAAGAAAGAAUUCCAAUAUAUUAAAUAUUUUAUUCAUGUUUGUUUUCAGAUUUAAUCGACAUGUUCAAUUUCAUCGAAGAUCAUUUACUGGAUGAUAUUUUUUUACAAACUGAACAAUCACGUCUUGCAUAUAAUUUAUGAACAGAAGAAUUUCGUAAUCUUAAUGAAAAUCUUCGAACAUAUUUAAAUGAUAUUAAAAAAAUUGAUGAUAAAAAUCGUCAAUUACAAAAUAAUAUCGAACAAAUACGUACAAAUUAUAUAAAAGCAUUAGAAAAUCAUUUAAAACGUUUACCUGAAGAUUUUCGACAAGAAAGUCAUGUAUUAGCAGAAGCACAUAUUGAACGUUAUAAAUCUAAAUCGCAUGCUAAACGUUUUAUUAAUGAACGUGAAGAAAUUAAGAAAAGAAUUAAUUUUGUUGCUAGUAAUGAAAAAGAACAGAUUAAACGUUUAAAUACUUUACAAAAGCAACAAAGUUUAGUUGAAAAGGAAUUAAAAAAUUUAAAUGAACAAUUACAAAAUUUAUAUAGUUAUGUUGAAAAUGAAAAACAAACAUAUCGACAAGCAAUGGAUAAAGUUGAUGAUUUACAAAUUCAACUUGAACAAAUUUGUAUUGAAUGA
Messenger RNA from Rotaria sordida, 824 nucleotides. NCBI's taxonomy places the organism in Eukaryota, Metazoa, Rotifera, Eurotatoria, Philodinida, Philodinidae. The record is from the annotation of a GenBank genome assembly.